AUGACCAUGGCAGCAGCAGCAGCAGCAGGAUUUCUUCCCUCCUUGGCUGCUUUCUUUCCACCGACCCCGGAAGCAUACGCCUUUCAGCUCCGCAUUUUCCAGUAUUUUCCUCUGGUCACCAUCUCCCAAUGGUUCUCUUCUUACCAUCCCGCAGGGAAAACCUCCCUGCCGCGGGAUCGCUUCAACAUUCCCGGCCGCGUGGCCUGGUGUCUGAUGGAACUCGUGGGCCCAGUCCAGCUGGUGUAUAUCCUGGCUCGGCUGCCGCAGCAGCAACCUAAUAUUGUUUCCCUCUCUUCCCUGCCGCUAUGGAACAAGAUCGCCGCCGCCCUGUACGUGGUCCACUACUUCAACCGCGCCGUCGUCAACCCGCUCUUCGUCGCGCCUAGCAUCUCCCCCGUUCGCGCGGACGUCUUCCUGUUUGCUGCGUUCUUCAACUGGUUGAAUUCGGCUUGUUUGGGCGCGUGGCUUGUCGGAUAUCGUGCCAAUGUCGAGGGCUUCAACACCGUCCCCGUCCCGUCAUCCUCCUCAGAGCUCGGCCCGGUCCAGCGCAUCCUGCCGUACGUCGGCCUGGCGAUCUUCACGAUUGGGAUGGUAGGCAACAUCCUCUCAGAGAGGACACUCUGGCGUCUUCGACGCGAGGAAGCGCACCGUCGUGCUGCUGCCGCUGCCGAAAAAGACAAGAAAGAGACAACGACAACAACGACAACGACAAAAAAGAACCCCUACUCCAAAGUCUACGUCAUUCCACCACCCAAGGGCCUCUUCCGCUGGAUCCUCUACCCUCACUACGCCCUCGAAUGGCUCGAAUGGUUCGGCUUCGUGCUCAUCGGCACGGCCGCAACCACAACAACUACCACUACUACUACUCCACCCAUCAAGCUAGCACCCUGGCUUAUCCCCUUCGCCAAGCUGGCAGAAAAGCUGCACCUCCCACUGCCCCUGCCGGCCCUCGUCUUUGUCCUCAAUAUCAUAUCUACCAUGUUGCCGCAGGCUCGGCGGGGGAGGAAGUGGUAUGCGGAGAAAUUCGGCAAGGAGGCUGUUGCGGGUCGGUCGGCGACGAUUCCUGGGAUUUCUUUCCUCUGA
Rasamsonia emersonii CBS 393.64 is the source of this 1083-nucleotide messenger RNA. Its product is annotated as 3-oxo-5-alpha-steroid 4-dehydrogenase family protein. Gene Ontology annotation, biological process: lipid metabolic process. The record is from RefSeq and is a predicted model, not a curated record. Gene Ontology annotation, molecular function: oxidoreductase activity, acting on the CH-CH group of donors. Bases 1 to 1083 code for a protein of 360 amino acids. Lineage: Eukaryota; Fungi; Ascomycota; Eurotiomycetes; Eurotiales; Trichocomaceae. The transcript is spliced from 2 exons.